Molecule: messenger RNA, 2788 nt
Organism: Naegleria gruberi
Lineage: Eukaryota; Heterolobosea; Eutetramitea; Acrasida; Naegleriidae
Exons: 4
Coding region: 98-2752 (884 amino acids)
Biological process (GO): clathrin-dependent endocytosis; intracellular protein transport
Cellular component (GO): membrane coat; AP-2 adaptor complex
Molecular function (GO): clathrin-cargo adaptor activity
Source: RefSeq, a predicted model, not a curated record
AUCAAAACUCUACGCGGCUCGUUGUAUUGCUGUUUUGUGGUAAAAGAAAGAUCAUCUCUGUGUUGUUACACUCUUUACAUAUAAAAUACACACGAAAAUGGAUAUGCGUGGAUUGUCAGUGUUCAUUUCCGACAUUAGAAAAUCAACUACAAAGGAAGAAGAACAAUCUAAAGUAGAAAAAGAAUUAGCCAAGAUCAGAGGUAAAUUCAAGAAUGGUGGAGCUCUUAAAGGAUAUGAUCGUAAGAAGUAUAUCUGUAAAUUGCUCUAUAUUUACAUGCUUGGUUAUGAAAUUGAAUUUGGUCACAUUGAAGCCGUCAAUUUGUUGGCUUCACCAAAUUACUCUGAAAAACAUAUGGGUUAUCUUGCUUGUUCAUUGUUGUUGAACGAAAAUCACGAAAUGGUUACACUUAUUACCCAAUGUAUGAAGAAUGAUUUGAAUAGCAAAAAUCCAAAUGAUCAAUGUUUGGCACUUACAGCUAUUGCCAACAUUGGUGGUAAGGAACAAGCUGAAGCUCUUGCUCACGACGUACAAAAAUUGCUCAUCUCCAACGAAACCAAAUUGACUGUCAGAAAAAAGGCUGCUCUUACUCUCUUGAAUUUGCAUAGAAAAUACCCAGAAAGUUUGCCUCCAGAUUCUUGGUCCGAAAAGGUUAUUGCUCUUAUCAAUGGUAGAGAUCUUGGUGUUAUUACCAGUGUUAUGAGUUUAAUUUUGGGACUUGCCGAAAAGAAUCCAGAAGCUUAUCAAGAUGCAGUUUCAAAGACUGCUCGUUUAUUGAUGAAGUUGGUUUUGAACAGAGAAUAUUCUACAUCAUAUUUGUACUACAAGAUUGCUGCCCCAUGGUUGCAAGUUAAAGCUUUCCAAUUACUCCAAUACUACCCAGUUCCAGAAGAUAAGGCCAUCUAUGACUCUAUCAUCCAAGCUAUUGAAAAAGUUAUUCAAAUUGCUAAGAAAUCAAAGGAAACUACAUCAAAGAGUGUGAGUCAAAUUAAUGCUGCUCACAGUGUUCUCUUCGAAGCAAUGAAUCUUGCUAUUCACUACGAUUCAUCAAAGACAAUCUUGGUGACAGCUUGUUCCAUGUUAACUAAAUAUUUGAAGGAUAGAGAAACUAACUUGCGUUAUCUUGCUCUUGAUACUCUCUCACGUAUGGCUUACUCUCAAUUCGAUGAAGUUUUGGCUACUAUCAGAAAGGAACAAGAUACCAUUUUACUUGCUUUGAAGGAUCCUGAUAUCAGUAUUAGAAGAAGAGCUCUCGAUUUGUUGUACAGUAUGUGUAACAGAGAUAAUGCUGGUGAAAUUGUUGGUGAAUUGCUCAACUAUUUGCCACUUUCCGACUAUGCUAUCAGAGAAGAAUUGGUUUUGAAGAUUGCCAUUCUUGCUGAAAAGUUCUCUGUUGAUCUCACUUGGUAUGUCGAUGUUGUUCUCAAUUUGAUUUCCCAAGCUGGUGACUUUGUUGCUGAUGAUAUUUGGCACAGAGUUAUCCAAAUCGUCACAAACAAGGGUGAAGAAUUACAAAAGUACACUGCUCAAACUGUUUUCAGUGCUGUUUCUUCUCCAGCUGCUCAUGAAACUUGUGUCAAGAUUUCUGGUUACAUUUUCGGUGAAUUUGGUGACUUGAUUGCUGAUAAUCCUCAAACUGAUGCUUUUUCUCAAUAUGAAUUGAUCUUGUCCAAGUUCAACUUGUGUUCAACCACUACUAAGUGUCAUUUGUUCAACUCUUUGAUGAAGUUGUACAAUUUGUAUCCUGAUAACCAAGGACUCCGUGAUAAUAUUAAGGAUGUUUUCGAAAAGCACACCAAUUCUUUCGAUGCUGAAUUGCAACAAAGAUCUGCUGAAUAUUUGGCUCUCAUCAAUACUGGUGAUGAAGAUCUUAUUCAAGCUGUCAUGGAUAACAUGCCAAUGUAUCCAGAACGUGACUCUCAAGUCAUUAAGAGAUUGAUGGAAAAAGAAGCUGCCAAGAAGCGUGGUGCUACUGGAGGUGUUAACAUUGCUGCUCAAGCUGCCAACAUGGGUAAGCAAAAGAAGGAACAAAGAGAUACUACCGGAUUCAACUUUGAUGAUGUUUCUAACGAAGGUGUUGCCAUUGAAGACGAACAUUUGCAAGUCAAGAUUAAGACUGAAUAUCACGGAUGUAAGGGUAGACUUAUUCUCCUCUAUGGUAACAAGACUACUAAUCCAUUGACUCAAUUCAAGGUUCACAUUCUCGUUCCAAAGGAAUUGGAAGCUCAAAUUUCCAAGGUUCCACCAAUGAUUUCACCAAAGACUCAAGUCCAACAAUACGUUGACUUGGUUGCUAAGGGCCCAUUCAGCCAAUUGACUGAUUUGGAUUUGUACUUUGAAGCUAAUCGUAGAUAUUACAGAUUCAACAUCAAGUUGCCAAUCGUUCCACACAAGUUUGUUGAACCAUUGGUCAUCCAAGGUGCUGAAAACUUCUUUAAACAAUGGCACGCAAUUGGAAAGGAACAAGAAGUCCAAAAGAUUUUCCCAUGCACUCCUGUAUAUUCUGAUGUAAAUGCCUGUGCUAAGGUUUUGUCUGAAGGUUUCCGUUUGGCCAUUUUGACUGGUAUUGACAAUCCAAGUAAUAUUGUUGCUGCUGGUUCUUUCUUCUAUGAUCCUGUUGGUAAGGUUAACGUUUUAUUACGUCUUGAAUACAAUGCUCCAAAGCAAGCUUACAGAUUAACUGUCAAGGCUCAAGAUGCCACUAUUGCUCAACAAGUUUUCAAUUACAUCUUACAAGAACUCACCUCCCAAUAAUUUAAAUAAACCUAAUUUAUUUACUUCGUGUAAAAA